Molecule: messenger RNA, 235 nt
Organism: Haemonchus placei
Lineage: Eukaryota; Metazoa; Nematoda; Chromadorea; Rhabditida; Trichostrongylidae
Source: the annotation of a GenBank genome assembly
CAGCUUGGAAUAAAAUCAGCGGCCACUUGUUACCUUUCUGAGAUUGAGGCUAGAAGCAGGUCCCGCAAGCUCCAUAAACGAGUGGGAAACAACGAAAAAUUUAUUGCUAAGGAGCUGUUCAGCAUCAGACGUCCGCCUUCACUGUAUAGCAGAUAUGUUCAGUUGUCUAAUGACUGGAAUUAGGAUGGUUUUAAAAUUUUGGAACUUUGACAAGGGAAAUUUAAAAGUUCAAUGA